This is a messenger RNA of Vigna umbellata (rice bean), 598 nucleotides long. The record is from RefSeq and is a predicted model, not a curated record. NCBI's taxonomy places the organism in Eukaryota, Viridiplantae, Streptophyta, Magnoliopsida, Fabales, Fabaceae.
GCUAGAGAGGUGCAAAAUGGGAGAAGUGGAUUAUGAUUUGAUUUUAUGUGCAUAGUUUAACCUUUAUCACCAUAUGCAGUGUUAGUGAGUUCAACAGUGGGGAGAUGCAGAAGCAGAAGGAACAGCCAAAUCAAUGCGUUUAUUGGUUCCCAGAGGAAGAAGAAUCGUCAGAAGAAGCAUGACAUGUCUAUGCCUUACCCAUUCACUCACUCAAACCCAUAGCCCCUUCCCUUCUCUACACAAUAACAGAAACUCCCUCUUUCAGUUUUUCUCGGGUAUUCUCCGACCUUCAAUUCGCCCUUUUUCCGCUAACUUCAACGGUGGGCCCACGCCUGCUGCAUCUUCUUCUGCAAUAAUGGCCGAUUUCCACGCUGAUUCCGUCACUUACCUCACACAGCGAGAAGCCGCUGAGAUUGAUGAGACGCUCAUGGGUCCUCUCGGCUUCAGCGUCGACCAGCUCAUGGAAUUGGCUGGUUUGAGCGUCGCUGCUUCUAUUUCUGAGGUACUUGUUUUUUGUGUAAAUCGUCUCAAUUUUCCACGGAGGAUUAUGAUAAUUGUAAAUUUGAUUUCUGCUACGCAGUGAAGUGUUCUUAUUGGU